Messenger RNA from Haliotis rufescens (red abalone), 524 nucleotides. RefSeq lists its product as uncharacterized. Lineage: Eukaryota; Metazoa; Mollusca; Gastropoda; Lepetellida; Haliotidae. Bases 79 to 456 code for a protein of 125 amino acids. The transcript has 2 exons. The record is from RefSeq and is a predicted model, not a curated record.
UCCCUCCGGUGUUCCCUCACUGUGCUAAGACACACCUAAUUAUCCUGGCAUAUUGUAAGAGCUUCCAUAACGCUAGAGAUGGACAUUCAAACUGUCAUGAUGUUUGCCCUCUUCAUCCUGCCUGGACCUCAAAUAGAUUGCAUCGCUCUCGGUGGUAUUGAUGUGUUGGUGCACAAGAUGAACCAAGAGAUGGAACGAGUGCUUUUCGCUGCCAGAGCCAAUUGUCCCGCUUGUGAGAAAGGAUGCGUGGGGCCUUGCUUCAGGGACAUCUUGGAAGAACUUGAUGGUGACAUUAAACUGCUCAGAGGGAAAUCCAGCAGCAUUGACGUCGCUUCAGACUGCAGUCGUGGCAUGUAUAGGACAGACAGUGAUCGUAGUGGUGAUGAGUAUGAGGGUAUCAGGGAUGGUGGUGAUGAUGGGGGUACCAGGAGUGGCAGCGAUACCUAUGGAUGGUAAGAUGGCAUCUCCACUGGACACCACAGAGUUACCUGCCCCUGUCUGACUUAUGAUGUCGAAAAUACAUU